ACACCCAUCAUGUUCCUGGAAUAAUGAAUGGUAUGACUUAAAUUUGCUGUGAUUUUUAUAUGAUGGGAUUUACUUGUCUGUGGCCCUUCAUCAAUAUUAUUAAUUUUGGGGCUUAGGGCACAAUCUGCAAUAGGGAGACAGUGCUCUUACUGUAUAUCUGGGGCACACAAGGGCUCUUGUGCCAAUUUAAUGAACAAUUUGCAGUACAAUACCAAAACAACCAACCAAACAAAAACAUAGCCUUAUACUGUUGAUUUCAGGUUGUUGGAUGUCUUUUUCAGAAGUCAUCUGGAGGACACCACUUAUUCACGCAAAUUGAAAAAGCAUGUUCUCAGUCUAAGAAUAAAUCAUAAGCUCUAUGAUUAGUGUGUUCUGAUGACUUUUGGCACUCAGGAUUCAGUUUGAGAAUUUGUUUCUAUCAAUGACUGUCAAAGUUUUCUCUAGCUGAAUGCAAUUAAAUGACUCUCAGUUGCUGGUGGAAACUGUGAGCAGGGAUCCUAGGGUUUCUACACCAAAAAGUUAUCAGAUUCAGAGCACUUGUCACUUUUACUUACAUUCAUUGAAUGAACAUUUAUUUGAUCAGCAUAUUGCUGAAGUCUAAUCCGUAACCUUCCACAAGGACUCUUGGAAUCACAUUCUCAACUUACAUUACGGUAAUGUAACUCAAACAGUGGCUACAAAACGUAUUUAAAACUACAAAAAAAACUUCUGUCAUUCCUUUGGCAAAGAGCUGCCAGACAUCAGCCCGAUCCUCCACAAUAAAACCGAAAUAACAGAUCGUAUACACACUAUCACAAACAACUGCUCUUAGCGAUACGUGCACUGUGCAGAUUCCGUACAGCCGUCUUGUAGCUACACAUCAGUACCAGCAGGGAUAAAGCGUGGUAGUGAGUGAGCCUCAGUCCAGCUGCGCGCACGCACGCACACACAGCAUAGCCAUUUUCCUGUUGACUCCGCGCUCCGCCACGUUGGUUCUCCUACGUGUGUGUGUCGCAUUCUGCUGCGCACCGCGAACGUUAUGUUUGUGAUGAGGCGGGAAAUGGCGUCCGCGGACUUGGUUAACUAGUGAGUAGCUACCGAGAGACAGACACAGCUGGCAGCAACAACCAGGGCCUGACCUCUACCGGUGGCCGCCACGGUCGAGGCUGAGCGCUGGCAACGCCGUCGCAACUUUUGAAGAGCGCCCAAGAUCAUCAAUUUUUCUAUGUGACGCUGGAGCAUGAUGAGGCUGAGAGUGCGUAAAGCCCCUCAGCAGCCGAACUUAGGCCGUCGAAUCCACCCGUCCCAGGCCAAACGGAAACACUGUGAAGUAGAGCCAUCCCCGGUGAGAGGUCGAGGGAAAAUGCAGAAGAACGAAACAGGCCUGUUCUCCACCAUAAAAAAAUUCAUUCGCGGAAAUGCUGUCAAGGUGGAACAGGAUAUCCCCGCCAAGAGGAGUCGCAUUGAUUGUAAUUCUGACGGCAAUCUAAUUACUUCAACACCACAGUCACCACAGACUAGAGGCCUUUCCACCAAAUCAGUCUCCAGAGUUCGCCGGAAAAGUCCAAAUAAAGACAUAAUGACCUACAACAGUAAACCCAUGAAACCAAACGGUAAACUAGAGGCCCCCGUUGAGGCAGCAAGCAGCCCACCACGCACCACACUGCUUGGGACCAUCUUCUCUCCAGUCUUCAACUUUUUUUCACCAGCAACUAAAACUGCCACUCCUGGUUCAGACUCUCCUGGCCAAGCGAUGGAGGCGGAGGAGAUCAUGAAGCAGCUUGACUUUGAGCAGGCAGAAGAAAUGCCGAGCAGCACCCUUACAUCCACGGAGGGCAUCACUUCGUGCCACCCCACCCCGAUUUUAUCCCAGAGGCUUCAGAUUACCUCUGACACAACCAUAGAAGAAGGGGAAAUUGUCACUGAAACUGACAUGCCGCCAUUAACAGCUCCUGGUUGUAUGCCGGACGGUGAUUACUCAAACACGUUACCUCCAGUUCCUGCAGAAACCUCAUACGAUGAGGACUGGGAAGUUUUUGAUCCGUACUUCUUCAUCAAGCACGUGCCUCCGCUGACAGAAGAGCAGCUAACGCGCAAACCGGCGUUACCUUUGAAAACACGCAGCACACCAGAGUUUUCUCUCGUCUUGGAUCUGGAUGAAACUCUGGUCCACUGUAGUUUGAAUGAGCUAGAAGACGCAGCUCUGACAUUCCCUGUGCUCUUUCAAGAUGUAAUAUACCAGGUGUAUGUUCGGUUGAGGCCCUUUUUCCGCGAGUUUCUUGAGCGCAUGUCUCAAAUGUAUGAGAUUAUUCUCUUCACGGCUUCAAAGAAAGUCUACGCUGACAAGCUGCUCAACAUCCUGGAUCCGAAAAAACAGCUGGUCAGGCACAGGCUAUUUCGUGAGCACUGUGUGUGUGUUCAAGGCAAUUAUAUUAAAGACCUUAACAUUCUCGGGCGUGAUCUCUCUAAGACGAUAAUAAUCGACAACUCACCACAAGCCUUUGCCUAUCAGCUUUCCAAUGGGAUCCCUAUUGAGAGCUGGUUUGUGGAUAGAAACGACAAUGAGCUUCUGAAGCUUGUUCCUUUUCUCGAGAGGCUUGUGGAGCUGAAUGAAGAUGUCAGACCGCACAUCCGUCAGCAGUUUCGUUUGCACGACCUCCUUCCUCCAGACUGAGGACCUCGUGCUCCUCUUUCAGCUGAAGAUGGUAUCAACAUUGGGAAAAAAAAAACAAAAAAAAAAACUGUCCCCCAGAAGGAAAUGGUUAUUGGAUUUCUCUUUGCAAACAAAAUAUUGCCAUUAUUAUUAUUGUUAUUAUUAAUAUGGUUUUUUAAAUUCAUGCAAGAAAAAAAGUUUAAAGCUGUGGUUUGAGUGAAAAAGCCCUGGAUGUUUUUAUACGUACACACUCGAAACAGACUCAGAACAAACAAGAGCUGCUUGCUGUGGCAGACAUUUCUCUAGUAAGACUUUGAAGACGGCCUCCUGGAAGGCGUUUUAUCUUUUAAGAACCAUUUUGGAUUGACUAAACUGAAUGUCGUGCAGUGUUGGAUUAUAUGGACCUCGGUGGCUUCAGUCUGACCUUGAACGGCCAGUCAAACCUGUAUAAUAUCCGAUCUUUUGUAAAUAUAUGUACAUAGUAUUUUUUUCUUCGAGGUUUUUAAGUCAUUUUAUUUUCACUUCAGAUUUUAGGAUGUAUUCUCUGAUUAGGUUGCUUUUAUAAACCAACAAAAUGUUAGUGUGUUUUGUUGUCGAUGAGCAGCUGCUUUUCUGUUGUAUGCCUGCAUUAUUCCUGUGAUGCUUUACUCCAUUACAUGCAGUUGUCUGUAAUAAGGUGCAGUUUUAAAAAAAAAAAAAAAAAAGUAUCUUUGGGAGGAAAA
Molecule: messenger RNA, 3354 nt
Organism: Scatophagus argus
Lineage: Eukaryota; Metazoa; Chordata; Actinopteri; Scatophagidae
Gene: ctdspl2a
Product: CTD (carboxy-terminal domain, RNA polymerase II, polypeptide A) small phosphatase like 2a
Exons: 13
Coding region: 1220-2653 (477 amino acids)
Molecular function (GO): phosphoprotein phosphatase activity
Source: RefSeq, a predicted model, not a curated record